AUGCUUCAUGACCUUCCUACUGCAGCGGGACAAGCGCAGUCAAGGGUUCAAUUUGAUAGUGCACAGGACAUUGAAAACCUUAAAACUGAACAAACGAUAAAAAGCGAGACUGUUCGCUCGUUGACUGAAUCCGUUGAGCGGCUUGCCUCAAUAGUAGCUGAAAUCCAAACAAAUGUGAAAUCUGAGGCGCAGGAUCCAUGUGAUAAGUGCAAAAAUGAAUUUUUGCCUGGAAAACAUGUUGGGAUAAAGUACUCACAAACACCUACUAGCUGUGAUAAUGCCAUUGUUUUAGAACAAGCAAACCUAGACAUAUUCCUAAAUGUUUUAUAG
Messenger RNA from Paramuricea clavata, 330 nucleotides. The record is from the annotation of a GenBank genome assembly. Lineage: Eukaryota; Metazoa; Cnidaria; Anthozoa; Malacalcyonacea; Plexauridae.